Molecule: messenger RNA, 1450 nt
Organism: Trematosphaeria pertusa
Lineage: Eukaryota; Fungi; Ascomycota; Dothideomycetes; Pleosporales; Trematosphaeriaceae
Exons: 1
Coding region: 1-1359 (452 amino acids)
Source: RefSeq, a predicted model, not a curated record
AUGCAACCCUCAAAUACUGGCCUCUUUGCGACCGUUGAGACUGCGCCGUCGUCACGAGCACCGACUCCAGUAUCAUACUACCGACUCGAUUCGCAAACGAAAGGCGACACCCUGUCGUUCCUAGCCCGAGAAUCCGUGUAUAGGAGGGACAGCGGCCUGUUACCAGCGUACCAAAGAGCGAUAUCAGUCGACAUUAGCCAACCUCCGUCCAAUAAAGCAAGAGUGUACCACGAGCAGAUACCGCGAGUGGAAUAUCUCAAUGUGCCACCAGCCGCUACACCAAGAUAUUCAGCACAAACAUUCAGCAAGCAGGAGUACGACGAGACAACACGGCGGGCUCAACACGUCGACCCUCCUGACGUCCGCCGCCUUGGAAUCCUGCGGAAACCGCUACUAGGACGAACCGAGGCUGUAGAUAUGUCGGCGCAUCCUCUUCCUUCACUUCCAGUAGAAAAUAGGGCACCGAAGCAUAUCCUUCAAGAGUCGGACGUGGCUGUCGUGGAAGAGCAGUGGUAUGAUCAGAAUCGAGAACGAAGAGCAGAGCAAACGUGGGAUGACUACGAGAUCAUUGCAGUCGAAAGCGAAGGAUGGCCUUCAGAACCAAUACCGACGGACUCGAGUGUCCAAACCCGCUCGAGGCCGAAAGAUUGCGGUCUAAGUGCACUUCAACAGCAAAACUUUAGGCACAACGACUUACUGGACCCCCUCUCUGCGACACCGCGAAAUAGUUGCGUCCAAGAGUAUACCAACGUUCCGCGAAGAAGCGACACCUUCGACGAUCACGCGCAGCUCCCUUCUUCGGCGGAGCUUUACACAUAUCGAAAUACCCUCGAUGAAGCAAAGGAGAAGCAAUGGGCGACCAGAAAGACGCAACCGAAAGAGCAAAGUAUGAGAUAUUGCUUCGGCGAACGAGCGUUAACAAAUACCGAGCACCAACGAGCCGCGUCGGAAGAGCCUACACUCAGGACCCCCGAGCCACGCUCUCCUCAUGUCCGCUUCGCAGAACCCACUUCGUGUCCUCCAACCCCACGUUCUUCCCCAUCCCUCUCACCACGUGCCUUAUACGACACCACGCGUCUCAAGCCUUACGGUCCGCGGCAGCCACCGUGGGGCUCGUCUGAAGAUCUGGAAUUGCAGCGAAGAAGCAGGACGGACGUUCGUGCUCGCGACGAUGACAUAAGGGAGAGAAUAUCCGCUAAGAGUUUGCGGUUACUACAAGCAAGGCAAGGCACGUCCGGAAAGAAGAGAAUGACGGAAGUCGAGGAGCUGAGAGAGCAGAUUUAUGAGGUGUAUCCGGAUAUGACGUUUGAGGGGGAUGGGGACGAGGAGGGAUGUUGUUGCUGUUGCGUGGUUAUGUAACUGCUACCGUGAAGAGGGAUCUUACGAAGAUGGAAGCGAAUACCAUGGGGGAAGAUCACAUACUUACCAUGGACGUUUUGGUGUGAAUCAA